ACAAACUGUUGACCAAUUAAAAAGAACACAUGUUCCCCUUAUUUUUCAUGUUUUUUCCUUUUAGUAUGAAUAUGAGUAUUACCACUCAACGAAUGUACCAUCUGAAUACUUUAUAAAUGAAUUCUGUGUUUAGUUUUUAUUGUACUAAUAUUCCUACGAUAUUACUGAAAUACUUAAAUCACAAUUCGUUGUAACCGUUCAAAAAUACAUAUUUUUUUUACCUUGGAAUUACCAGAAGAGUUUGUAUAAUUCAUGUUAGCUCCCAUGUUUUGAAAUUUUCAAGAGAAAAAAAACGGAACUAUAUAAAUAUCUUUAUAAACGUUGAUUUAUUAACUUAAUAAUGAUGUCCAUCGUUUCAUUGUCCAUUCUGACAUUGGGAUAAAUAUUUAGUCAUAUUGGGGAAUUUCUAAAACUCAUUUAUUUAACACAAAUUCAUUAUUGCUUCCGAUUUUCAACGUAAUAACUAUGAUACAAUUUAACUACUGAAAAGAUGUAUUCAGAAAAUUAUAUUACAGAAUGGAUCGUAGCAGUUCUGAUUUACGGAAGUAUCAUUGUAUUGUAUUGUGAUUGUACUACUUACGACAGAAGUAAUUACAUUGGUUAUAUCAAUACCGGUGAUAGUGGUGUUGGUGGCGACAUCAUUAAUAAUGAAGCAUCUACAACACCUCAAUACAAUUUACGCUAUGCAAUCACAGAGGAUCAGCCAAUAAACUUCAAAAUUGGUAAAAUUAAUGACGAUCUAUUACAAACACCUGAGUUAAGAUCAACUCGAUUGUUCAAGUUAUUACAGUCAAAGAAACAAGUCAACUUAUAUUAUCGAUUAAGUGAACCAUCAAAUUAUUUCGAUGUAAAUGAAUCAACAAGUAUAUUGUCUACAAAGAAACUAAUCGAUUUAGAAACUUUAUGCCCAAGAUACUGUAGAGAGAAUACCUUUCAUGCUCAGUUGAAUAUUCAUGUGAAUAUUUGGGCAAAUUUUCAGUUAAUUUCUGUUGUAAAUAUUGAAAUUGCUGUAACUGAUGUGGAUGAUAAUAUGCCAGCAUUUCCAUCUACCGUAUCUAGACCAUAUAGACUGAAAUUGAAAGAAGUUAUCUAUCGGUCCGGUAAACAUGUGGAAUUACCUAAGGCAAUUGAUAUAGAUGUACAACCAAGUCAUGCUGAAAUAGUCUAUCGUCUUAAUUCACAUCCAGAGGAUAAAUCAAAUUCCCUAGAAACAUUUCGUUUAGUUGUACGCAAUGAUUCACGUCUUGUCCUUGUUUUACAAAAGGAUUUAGACUAUGAAUUUGCUAAGGAAUAUCGUUUUUAUUUAGUUUGUUCAUCACCUCAUAUCGGUGGUGGCCAACAUUUGGAUUCAAUAAAUACUGAGGAUCGACUAGAGAUUAUUGUGGAAGUACUUAAUAUUAAUGACAUUGAACCAACAUUUUCACAAGCAGUUUAUGAGGUACAGAUUGAAGAAAAUGUUCCUAUCAAUUCAACCAUUUUUGAGCUAAAAGCAACUGAUAAAGAUGUCAAUUCCACAAUCACCUAUUCAAUGGAAAAUGUUGACUUGAAUGCCACAUUAAAAUUUUUCAUUGUAUCUAAUGGACAAGUGAUUGUGAAAGAAAAGCUUGAUUAUGAACAACGUAAUUCAUACAGCAUAACAGUACGUGCAAGUGAUGGGGAAUUUUUUGCACUAGCAAAACUGAUUAUUACAAUUUUAGAUGUGAAUGAUGAACCUCCAGAAUAUGUUUUAAAUCCAAGCCAGUUGAAUCUUAUCGAAAAUAAACCUGCAAGAACAUUAAUUGGUCAUCUUCUUGUUAUUGAUCGUGACAGUCCAGAAGUCAAUGGUCAAGUGCAAUGUGAAGAACCAUCUGAUUUAGGAGGAAAACAACCAAUACUUUUUGUUCAAGAGUCACUUUAUUUAAAUCAGCGAUCAGUAUCAUCGUCUUUAACAUCAAAGCAUACGUCGUAUACUAGUGGUAAUUAUUUGCCAACAGGUCCAUUGCUAUCAUCUAGUUCUGAAACUCAUAUCUACCAACGAUUCACAUUGUAUAGUGGAUUUGAAUUUGAUCGAGAGAAUGGACCAGAUAAAUAUGAAGCAAUUUUAUAUUGUUGGGAUGCUGCAUCCACAUUCUCAUCAUCAACAUUAUCACCUUCAGCUUUAUCAAUACAUACAGAUCAAUAUUUACCAUUAAAUUAUUCAAAAUUAUCCAAUGUAAAAUUAUCUAGUCUUACAGCUACAAUGACGAUCACUUUACAUGUAACCGAUGCAAAUGAUAAUCAGCCAAUUUUUGAGAAACAGUACUACAAAACUGAAAUUAAAGAAAAUUCUCCAGUUGGUACUAAAAUUAUUAGGAUGCAUGCAACAGACAAGGAUAUUGGAGUGAAUGCACAAAUACAUUACAGUUUAGAAAAGAAUGAACUAAUUACACCUUAUUUUAAAAUUAAUCCACUUACCGGUUGGAUAACAAGUUCAGCUGAGCUUGAUCGUGAAGCACAAGCAUCAUUUCAACUUACAGUGUUAGCAACUGAUGGGGGUUAUGACAGUUCAGACACCAGUUCCAACAGACAACCAACUGGUAGUAUGAUGGUUCAUCACACAACAACAUCACAACUACUUAUCCAUAUAUUAGAUGAAAAUGACAAUGCACCCGAAUUUCGUGGUCCAAGACAGUUCGCUGUUGAAGAAAAUCAACCACCAAAUAAGUGGAUUGGUGACCUACAAAUAAUGGACAGAGAUGAAGGAAUGAACAGUGAAGUAACAUUCCGACUACUUUCCGGUAAACUAGUCAACAAUAACAGUGGAAACAUUGUUAAAGAAGUUGAUAAAAAUUCAAUGUUGAAACAAAAACUGCCCAUUAAACUGUUGAAUAACGGAAGUUUAUUCACAACAAAAUCAUUAGAUAGAGAGGAUAAAUCUCACUACUGUUUCGAAGUUAUUGUAUCCGAUAAGGGUGUGAAUAAGUCACAUUCUACGGUAGACACAAUAUGUGUACGUGUCUUGGAUGUGAAUGAUAAUCAACCAUACUUCACUGAAAUUAGAGGAGUUGAUCGAAAAGUCAAUGACACACUAUUGAACAGAUCGUUGUCUGAAACAACAGCUUUCACUUCCCAAAUGAAUUCAGAUACACUAAAUUCUCUGCCAAAAAUCCCUAUUAUACGUGUUUCUUAUAAUGAGGUACCAGGUUAUUGUGCUUUAGUAGCCAAAGCGGUUGAUGAAGAUGAAGGUAGAAAUGCACAAUUACGAUAUGGGAUUACACAUCAAUAUUCAUAUAUAACUAAUGAGGGCAUUAAACCUGACAGCGUACUUGAUGCAUUUACAAUGGAUCCACCAAGUGGACGUGUGAUGUUGACAAGAAAUUUAAAACAACAUGAAGCCGGCUUAUAUGAAGUUGUAAUAACUGUUGAAGACAGUGGAGAACCAGUUCAGAAAGCAGAAAAGACAAUUCAACUAAUUAUUGAUGACAGUCCACCUCGAGGAAAUUGGUUAUUCCCUGAAAUUGAACAGAAUCGUGAUCUAUCAUUAUUCAGUACAAAGUAUGCAGUAACAGAGGCUCAUACCAUCCUUGUAGUCAUCAUCCUGUCUGGGAUAUCAGCAUUCCUAGCUUCUGUAUUAAUCACUGCCAUCUUAUGCAUGAUUAAACCUUGUAGAAAAUCAAGUAAUUCUAACCGAUUCAAUAAGAAAUUAUGUUCAAAUGCUAGCAGUAUCAACAACACUGGCAAUAUUCCAUUUGAUAAAGAAUUUAAUACAAUAAUUUGUAGUGAUUAUGAUAUCACCAAGACAACGGUAGAUCAAAUUGGAAUACCAUAUGAUGAUUACAGUCUAAGUUUAUUGAAUCAGCAGCAACAAUUUCAAUUGGGUAGGUAUACAUCUGGACAAAAUGUGGACACGGUGUUUAGUCAUACAAGUUCACCUUUUACCCAUCAUAUGAUACAACAACAUCAGCAGCAACAUGAAGGUAUAGUCAUAUCUGAUGGCAACAGUACAAUACCUAGAGUAGACAGUUAUUACUUACCACCUUACAAAUUAUUUGGUAUUGAUAAUUAUAUCGGUAAUGAUGAUAACAGUAAUCAGACAACAACUGCUACUGUUCCAAUGACAUCCAGUAACAACGGGAAUAGUGUAGAACAAGAAGUGGAUUUGAUGAAAAGAGCCAAAUCUCCUGGCGUACAGAGAACUUCACCACCUUCGAGUUUAGUACAAUAUGCAGGUCAGCAACCGAAUUGGAGUUAUCUACACUUAGAAUUUCCAAAUAACGACUGUCAGCAUACCAUGUCGAAUGCUUCUUCAUGUAACAUGACAGCGAGGUGUUCAGUGUACUCACCACACCAUCUAAACUCUACCAACCCUUCAUCUCAACCACUGAGACUUUCACUUACGUCGCCUCCCCUGGUAUCUGCAAAUUCUUCGACUGCCGGACCGGAUCUUGUUCUUCUUCAGUGCACACGAGAUUCACCCAUUUCUUCAACAUAUUAUUAUCAUCAAAGUAGGUCAAACUCAUUGUCACCUAAUCAGUUGUCUAAUAUACCGACAGUAUUCAAUUUGGGUUCCACCAAUCUAAUGCAUCCCACAUUUAUGCAUCAAAAUACUCCAAUUAAUAUUGAUUGCGCUGUAAAAGAUCCUCAGCUUCCUGUUCAAGUCAUUGGUGAAGAACAAAGAUCAGAUAGUGGUCGUGGUGCAAGUGAUGAAGAGAAUUCUAAUCAAAUUCAAAUGACUAGAGCAAUAACACCAACAACAACAUCAUCGUCUGUGCACACUAAAGAUAUGUUACAUGGAAUAGGAUUGAAAACAUUAGUAAAUCAGAAAAGCAAUAAUCAUAAAUUUCGUUCGAAUACACUAAAAUGUGCUACCGAGAAUUCAAGUCACAUAACAACUGGUCUUGUAUUUCCAAGUCUUCCAAGAGUUAAUAUGUGUAAAACAUUAAACGAUCAAAAAGUGUUAGGCACUUUUCAACGUAAACCUUUUUCUCUAACAACAUGGAAAGACUCCAAUUCAAAACAAUAAAUAAAUCAUUGAAUAAUUCUGUUUAAUUUCCAAUUUUAUAUAAAUGAAUAUUUCAUUUAAUGAAAAAAAUUGAAAAUUAUAUGUGUUAAGCUGACUAACAUUUUAAAAACCUCUAUUAAAUAAACACGAAUAUGCAUAACAUUCAGUAUAUGACCAAUAAUUUAUGCAUUUAUAGGUACAUUCUUCAUAUAAACAGCUACUUUCAACAUCUUUUUUACUCAGAGUUUUAAAAAGUAGGAAAUGAAAGAUAAAGCAUAUUAACUAUGAAAUAUAAUUUGUCAUCAUCAAUUUUUUGAAGUUAUUUAAAAACUUAGGCAAGAAAAAACCUCAACUCAUUUUAAAUUAUUGUUUAUCAGUAUUAUUUGUUUAAUUUAAUUGUUUAUAUUCAGUUUAAUUAAAAAUUGUAACAUUCCAUACAUAAAUGUAUAACAAAAACAUGUUAUCAUGAAUAUUUUUUUUUGCAUGUUCUAAUAAUAAUAAUUUAUUUUGUACACAAUGGUAAAAUGUACAUGAAAACAUUCAUCCUUCAGUAAAUAAUCGUUUACUGUGUAUGUAUGUGAUUACACUAAAAAGAAAAUACAACUGAUACACCAUGUAGAAAAUUUACUAUAUCUUAUCAAUUCCAUAGGAAUAUGAGUAACAUUUAUGAAGUUGUUGGAUUGAAUUUCUUCUAAUUAAUUACCUUGCUGUCACAGUAGUAGUGAUAGUGCAAGUUGUUGACUAUUGAAUUAGGCCGUAAAUUCAAUGCAAAGGUAAUAUGAAACAAGAAAUUAGUAAAAAAUAUUUAUGUAAACAUUGAAAAUAUGUUGUUGUAUCCAAGAUACAAUGUCAAUAUUGACAAUAUUUAUUUUUCACGGCGUUAAAUGGUUUCAAUGAAUAACCGUUAACUACAUUCCACUGUGUAUUUUUUAUCAUAAUGUACAUCUCAUGUUUAUUUUUAUUAUUUUUUUGAAUAAAUGUGUGAAUAGAAAUUUAAUUUGUGAUAUAAAAUCUCAUGUUUUUCCUUUGUCACUUAUUGAACAUUGAACAUUUUGAUUUUCAUCCUAGUUCAUUAAAACAAAAUGUUUAUAUGUAUAUUUUUCGAUUCUUAUCUUUUUUCCUUCCUUAAAGGUUCUUAAUUUUUGACUUGUGUUUCUUUGAACACUCUUAUUCCUCUCAGUAAUUAUUAUCUUUUGAUUCAGUCAAGUGAUGUUUUGUCAUCUUUUUCUACUGUUUAUCUAAAUGAAAAUAUUUCGAAAUGGAAGUAAUGUAUAAAUAAUUCAAUUUGUCUUUAAUUAUUUUUACAUUUAAAUGUGGUGUAUAACACAGAAUGUAUUAGUCACACUUACACGUGUUUAUGACAUGUUUACUUUUUAAAAGGUAGGUUUUCAUUUACCAACAAAGGGUAAAAACAAUUAGUAAAUGAUAUUUGUUUUUCUAAAGUCUACUUUUCAACUUCUCGUUCUCCAGUUUUAAAGCAUUUGUGUUUAACUAUGACUGGCUUAAAUUCCGUAAUACUCGUCAAAAUUAUGCUUUUGAUUAAAUGUUGUUUUCUGAUUUUACAUAGUCUUGUAUGUAUCAGUGAAUGAUCGUCGUUUACGGGAGACAACGUUAAAUUGUAAACAUUUUUUUUUAACUAGUC
Messenger RNA from Heterobilharzia americana, 6602 nucleotides. Lineage: Eukaryota; Metazoa; Platyhelminthes; Trematoda; Strigeidida; Schistosomatidae. The record is from the annotation of a GenBank genome assembly.